Eimeria mitis is the source of this 795-nucleotide messenger RNA. RefSeq lists its product as uncharacterized. The record is from RefSeq and is a predicted model, not a curated record. The transcript has 3 exons. NCBI's taxonomy places the organism in Eukaryota, Apicomplexa, Conoidasida, Eucoccidiorida, Eimeriidae. Bases 1 to 795 code for a protein of 264 amino acids.
AUGGGGUUCCCCGGGCCCCUAUCGCCCCCCACAAACAUAGGCAAAGGCAGCAGCAGCUCAUGGACUGCUGCUGCUGCUGCUGCUGCUGCUGCUGCUGCUCAACAGCAGCAACUAGCAGCAGCGGUGGCUGCCUCCUCCGCUAUGAAUUUCUCUACACCGUCCCUCACUAUGCAGCAGGCAGUUGUUGCUGCUGCAGCACAGCAGCAGCAACUGCAGCAAGCUGCACUUGCUGCUGCAGCGUUCCCUGCACAGUUGAAGCAGCAGCAGCAGCAGCAGCAGAGACGCCAAGCGUCAUCAACUCCUACAAAGCCUAGGCGACAACAGGCGCACAAAAGUGCAGCAGCAACAGAAGCAGCAGCAGCAGCAGCAGCAGCAGCAGCAGCAGCAGAAGAGCCACAGCAGCAUGCUAAAGGCAGCAGAAAGAACAGAAGCGAUAUGUACACCCAGCAGCAGCAGCAGCAGCAGCAGCAGCAGCAGCCGCAGCAAAGCCUAGGCGACAACAGGCGCACAAAAGUGCAGCAGCAACAGAAGCAGCAGCAGCAGCAGCAGCAGAAGAGCCACAGCAGCAUGCUAAAGGCAGCAGAAAGAGCAGAAGCGAUAUGUACACCCAGCAGCAGCAGCAGCAGCAGCAGCAGCAGCAGCAGCAGCCGCAGUAAUAUUUGUCUUGAGGGGUAUUUCACACCCAAAGCUGCUGCUGCAGCAGCAGCAGCAGCAGCAGCAGCUGCAGCUGCAGCAGGGGUGCAGCAGCAACUGCAACAGCAGCAGCAGCAGCAGCAGCAGCAGCAACAGCAAUAG